AUGGUUGAGGAAAUGAGAGCAAAGUGGUGUGAAGAUUUAGAGGAGCUACUUCAAUGUCCUGUUUGUUUUGAACGACCCGAGUCUCCAGUUAAACAAUGUGAACGCGGACAUCAUAUUUGCAACGUCUGCAAAGACUUAAUAACGGAAUGUCCUUUGUGCAAAUCUAGAUUCUCAAAUGCCAGAAGCUAUCUUGCUGAAGAAUUAUCAAUAAAACUUGAUGACAUAAAGCUUUCAUUGCUACAUCCAAUGCAUAGCCUCAACAACAGAGGUCGAAACAGUGUAGGAUCACAAACUGAAACCAAUGUGGUAAUUGCAAAAAAUGGAUCCAAGAUAACCAAGCGAGCUCCUCCCGAAGCUCCCAAGGGAAAGUUUCCAUGUCGCAUCGGAACCUGUGUAGAAACAUUGCCACAUGGUCGAAUGAUUCCACACAUUCGUUUUUAUCACAAAAAUAAAUUUCAUGAGUCUAACUGCACUUCUGAAAACAUGUAUCAGCAAGUAUGGGAAAUGGAGUAUUAUAAAAAUGUAAAGUAUGACUUGGCUAUUCGAGUUGCGGAGAUGGGAUUAUUCUUCAUGCACAUCAAGAUAGACGACAAUGGUGAUUUGUUUGGAGUUGUACAGAUCGUGGGCACUAAUUAUAUCGGCAAAGAGUUUAAUUAUGAACUCAAGAUUAUGAGUAGCAAAAGAAUAAGCAUCUUCAAAGACAAAGUACGCUCCUGUGUUACAAGUCCGAUGUCCCUUUUUGAAAACAUAGACUGCCUGUCCAUUAACCAUAAGGACAUGACUCGCAUGAUAGCUGGCAGCGAUACCUUCACAUGUAUCAUGAUUUUGACUCGUCUGCCAUAA
Neodiprion virginianus is the source of this 843-nucleotide messenger RNA. Its product is annotated as E3 ubiquitin-protein ligase sina-like. Gene Ontology annotation, molecular function: ubiquitin conjugating enzyme binding; ubiquitin protein ligase activity. Gene Ontology annotation, cellular component: cytoplasm. The transcript is spliced from 5 exons. Bases 1 to 843 code for a protein of 280 amino acids. Gene Ontology annotation, biological process: proteasome-mediated ubiquitin-dependent protein catabolic process; multicellular organism development. The record is from RefSeq and is a predicted model, not a curated record. NCBI's taxonomy places the organism in Eukaryota, Metazoa, Arthropoda, Insecta, Hymenoptera, Diprionidae.